This is a messenger RNA of Gongylonema pulchrum, 369 nucleotides long. Lineage: Eukaryota; Metazoa; Nematoda; Chromadorea; Rhabditida; Gongylonematidae. The record is from the annotation of a GenBank genome assembly.
AUGAAAUCUUUUCCGAUAAAGCAGCUUAUUUUACACACAAACAACCUGGGAAGCGCUUUUGGUGCGAUCAAAUCAAGAUGGUCCGAAUACGAUUACAUUGAUUUGGGCAGCGAAAGUGGCGACGAGGGAUCGAUCGACGAUGUUGAGGCAGAAGAUGAAUUAGCGGAGCGAUUUUCGGAUGGACAUCCAUCCGGUGAUGCAGGCUGCGAAAGCGAUGAUGAAUACAACGGAAAUUAUGGUGACACCGACACUGGUGGCGAAACAUCGUUUGAAAGCAGUAACGGCAAAACAGUUCUUUCACCCAAAUGUCAACAGUGGAACACCGCUGAUGACGGUAAAUUUGCUUUGCUCGCAGAUUCUUCAUUCUAA